Mobula hypostoma (lesser devil ray) is the source of this 1802-nucleotide messenger RNA. Its product is annotated as C-C motif chemokine 20-like. NCBI's taxonomy places the organism in Eukaryota, Metazoa, Chordata, Chondrichthyes, Myliobatiformes, Myliobatidae. Gene Ontology annotation, cellular component: extracellular region. The record is from RefSeq and is a predicted model, not a curated record. Gene Ontology annotation, molecular function: chemokine activity. The transcript has 4 exons. The coding region runs from base 66 to 380 and encodes 104 amino acids. Gene Ontology annotation, biological process: immune response.
AUCAGAUCAACUUUACACUCUCCUAAUCUCCUGGGUUUUGUCACUUGCUUUGUAAAAUCAAGAGAAUGAAACAAAUUGUCUGUAACUGUGGGAACCUGUCGUUGGCAAUGCUGAUCGGCCUGUUGAUGCUGAGCACAAUGGAGAGGUUGCCAUUUGCAGAUGCUCAGUCUCCAGUUGACUGUUGUCUUUCAUAUUCAUCAAAACCUUUACCUUUGAAAGUUAUCAGAGGCUAUGUUUGGCAGUAUUCAAAUGAACUCUGCAGCAUAGAUGCUAUCAUAAUUUACACAAAGAGACGCCUAAGUAUAUGUGCAAACCCUGAAGAUAAGUGGGUGAAAAAUAUAAUCAGUGGCUUUCUGAAGAGAGAAAUAAAAAAGAAUUGAGAGACCACAUUAUCUCAAUUCCAUGGGCAUGAAGUAUCCCAUCUUUGGUAACGACGGAAAAGACUAUUGUACUUGUUUUCAAUUUGUUAUUUGCUUCAGUAUAUGAUGUAUGCACUCUUAUCACAUUCUACAAAUGUAUCCAGUGUUUGCCUCUAUUAAGCUAUUAAGUUCUGACAACACUGUGAAAUCUUAUUUCAUUAAAUGUAUUUUAUAGAUCAAUAAACAUAAAAAUUCAAUAAAAAUAAAUGACAAAAAAGAGAAAACAGUAUUUUAGACAUAUUGCUAUUGAUAUAUUCACAUUCAGGUUAAAGCUGUUCCAUUUGCUAAGAUUAAAAUAUUGCAUUAGUUGAAUCAAAUGGGUAGACAUUAGACCUUGUGAAAGCACUGUGGGUCAAAAGUCCCAUAGUGUGCUGUAUUGUUCUAGGUCUAACGUUUAUCUGAAAAUAACUUUGUUGAUGCUGCAGCAAUGCUGUUAGAAUUUAUCGGUGCCAUUUUCUUGAUCUCUAAUAAUAAUAAAGAUUUUUUCCCAUCAGCUUUUUAGGAAUUUGUUCGGUAUGUCCAGGAAGGAUUCCUGACACAGUACGUACACAGGCCAAGUAGAGCAGAAGUUAUACUAAAUCUGGGGCUAGGCAGGUCAAGUCAGGUGUCAGGUCGUUUGGUGGGUAGUGACCAUAAAACCCUGACCUUCCAUAGUUUUGGUAAGAGAUAGAAACAGACAGUAUAGGAAAGUAUUUAAUUGUGUGAAUUAUAUUGCGAUUAGGCAGGAACUUGGGAGCAUAAACUGGGAAUGGAUGUACUCAGGGAAAUUCACAAUGGAAAUACAGAAACUGCUUAGGGAACGUUUGCAUGAGUUCAGGGUAUGUAUAUCCCACAGAGCCAGGGAAAGGAUGGUGGGGUGAAGGAACCACGGUUGACAGGAGAUGCAGAUCAUCUAGUUAAGACGAAAAGAGAACCAUACAGAAGGUGUAAUGAUCGAACAAAGCUUGUGAGGGUUACAAGUCGAACACCCUGCUAAAGGUUUCACUGCUCAUGUUGUAGGGUGUUUCAUGUAAUGAUCUUCCUGUAGAAGCAAUGUUUGUUAGAGAUAACGAGUGCUGAGGAAUGUGAGCCAUCCAAUCAGGAGAGAAGGCUGGAGAAGCAGGCUUUUUUUGUGCCUGACACCGGAGUGAGCUUUUGGUCUUUUGUUCGGAGGGAGAUGAAGACAGAAGACGCUGAAGAGACCCGGUCAUAGGGUUCAAUCCAGCGGGGACCAUGAUUCAAUGGAGCAAGGUGUGGGAGUCUACUGAGGAUCAGUGAAUAUGACUUUUGGAAGAUUUGAGCUCCAACCUGUGCACAUUUGACUGUUUAAUUAUAAUGGGUCCUUUUUGAUUUUUUUUCUUUUCUUUGCUAACUCUUUAGUUUAGUUAAUAUUCAUAAAUAUAC